AUGGCCCCACAGGAUACCACAUUCCUGUAUUUUGAAUUUCCCAUUCCUACCAUCUCCGCUGCAGCAAAUCCUAUGGUUCCCUGGAAUGGCUCUGUGAGGUUCCUGUGCAGGGGAACACCCAAAGCCUUCCUGUAUCAAUUGUCCCUGAUGAAAAACUCCACACAGAUGGUUAUAGAAAAGAAAUUAGGAUUUCAAAAAGAGGCUGAAUUCAUUAUCAACCACAUGAAUUCAACACUGGCAGGAUGUUAUCAAUGUCAGUAUAGGAAGAAGUACCAUUGGUCAGAGUGGAGUAAACCCUUGAAGCUGGUGGUGACAGGCUUUUAUGCCAAACCUGUCCUCUCCACAGAUCAAAGCCUUGUGUUGAGACCAGGAGAAAACAUUUCCUUCAAGUGUAGUUCAGCACACAACCUGUUCAAUCGAUUUUCACUGGCCAAGGAAGAAGAAGCCUCCUUGCCAUUGCACCAACAUGACAAGUAUCAAGGCAACUUCCACCUGAGACCUGUGAACCCUGACUUCAUUGGACACUACAGGUGCUAUGGCUGGCAUAGCAACAGCCCCUGUGUGUGGUCAGCCCCCAGUGAUGCCCUGAAGCUCACUGUCACAGGUAGAUGCACCACAGCCCAUUAUGUCUCUAUCCCCAAGAAGCAUGAUUACAUGGUGGAGAAUUCAAUCCGGAUGGGUAUGGCUGGGCUGGCCCUUGUGAUACUCUUAGUGAUAGCAUUUGAAGAUUGGCAUAGCCACAGGGUAUCACACAAGGAAUGCUGUCAGGAAUUGGCUGCAAAGAGAUGGAGCAAACAGGGUGUCAGACCUAGUGACUGUGGAUAA
This is a messenger RNA of Arvicanthis niloticus (Nile rat), 825 nucleotides long. NCBI's taxonomy places the organism in Eukaryota, Metazoa, Chordata, Mammalia, Rodentia, Muridae. The record is from RefSeq and is a predicted model, not a curated record.